GUAAACUGAAAAUACAAACUUUCAAGUUGAGUUUGUAAACUAUUUUUUCAUACAUGUAUUUAACACCACAUUCUACUUAAAUCAAGGACAUACAUUACCUAUGUGUAUCAUAUGUAGAACUUUUUACCUCAGCCAAAAACAGUCCUCUCAGGGCACUUAACCAAUUAUUCACUCCCCUCAGCCACAGUCUCUAUACUGUAUAUAUUGUAAUACAGUAGCUGUUUUGGUGUCGGAAGUGUAUUUUCGUCAGUGUUCUUCCACUGCCAUGUCCACAAUGGGGGAUACAGAAUUUGAUGCUACACCUGUAUAUAGUUGUUGUGUAGAUGCCAGAACACCAGGACUUCAUGGGUAUAUCAACAGAAUAAGUAAUCGAGAAAUUUUCGAACGUCAACCCAGCUAUCCCAGGACAGUGGACGAAGAACAAGUGGAGCCUGAUGAUCUGUUCCAUAUUGUUUUUGUUUAUGCCAAGGUUGAUUACGACACUUUCAUGGAUUUUUUAGGUUGGUUUAAUGAAAUUUUAAAAACUGUAGAAAAUAGCCAAUCUGUCAAGAUAGCAACUCAGGAUAGCGAGCAUUUCCCAUGUCCAUAUGAUGACAAUGUCCAUGACAUUUCUGAAAGAGCGAUGUUUAUCUUGCCAUUUCUCACGAAAUCCUUCUGUACUGAUGAAGUGCUAAAAUUCUUCACCAGUGAAGCAAUUGGAAAGACAAGGUUAGAUCAAACUUGUCCCAAAGGAGCGCUGGGAAAAAAAAUAAAACAGCAGAAGAAGUACGCUGUGAGACCUAUCCACACUGCAGACCCCCGUAGUGGUACAUAUCGUACCCCAACUGGCCUUACUAUGAUGAAAGGGGUGGAAUAUUACAGCAAAGAUAAGCAUGCCCGAUAUGUUAAAGACCAAGUAAUUAGAGUAGUCAAAGAAGCCAUCAAAAAGUAUGAAGAGAGAAAAAGAGUGAUGGUAAAUGUACCCACAACCUCAGAAAAUGAAAUGGAAAAUAUGUUGUCAGCCAUGAAAAAUGUUGAUCUAAACCCAGUAACCACUGAACAUGAUACAUCACUGGAGGUUGAUAGUGGACCCAGCAGGCAACACAACAUCACAACCUGUGAAAUGGCAAUAGGCCAGAAAGCAGGCAAUCUUAAUGAUGAGUUGAAAAAGUUGGAUGCAUUACUGAUGAAAUCAAAAUAUAUUGACCUCAGAGUGGAGGAUGUACCUGGUGACGGAGACUGUCUAUAUCACUCUUUCAUUCGGAACAAUCAUAUCCAUGGGCUUCCAGACGGUCCUAAAAAACUCAGAAGGCAGCUUGUAGAAUAUCUAGAAUCCAAUCCGAACACUCCAGAUGGGGUGUCAUACAAGGAUUUUUUGUGCCUGCCACUUGAUCAAGAUCACGGUAUCAUUGAGCCAGAGGACAUGGCCAUUGAAAGGGUUGAAAAUGUGGAAAAUCGAAAGGAGCUUAGAUGGCAGAGAUUUCUGAAGAAGGUCCAUGAGGGUGAGUGGGGAGGGAAUUUGGAGAUCCUGGGCCUCUCCCAGAUGUAUGAUGUUCCUGUCACAGUGUUAUCAGUAAUGGGAUCCCGACUCGAUGAAGUCAAGUUCAAUCACACUCACAAAACCACUAGGAAUCCGGUCAUUUAUAUUGGACACUUGAGGUUGAAUGGAAUAGGAGCACACUUUGUGGCAUUAAGACCUUGUGAAGAGAAAGCAGUUCAGCAGCCAGCAAAUUUUCAGCAUGGUGAGCCACUUAGGAAAACUGACGGUAACAGCUUCCUGUACCUAGAAGGGCAGAUAAUAUAUAAAGGAGAACACUCGGAGCGGAUUGGCUGUAUCAAGGUAACCCUUCAUGGCAAGGAGAGCCAUGGUACGGGAUUCCGAGUGGGCAGCAAGUACUUCAUGACAGCCUUCCAUGUAAUGGAGGAUGUUUUAAUUCUGUUUUGGGAAGAAGUAUACAGGAGAUUGACAGAGGAAGUACAAGGACAGAUGGAAUGGACAAAGGACAAAAAACCAGUUGAUGGAGCAUGGAAAUUGUCCAAACUCUUGCCAUUUGUGGACCCCAUCAAAAGGAAUGAAUUGAUGGAGAUAGGUAAACAAACCAUCACAAACUUGGUUCAAAUCAAAUUUGGAUUUGUGAGAGACAAUGAGUACAGUUCUCUUGCUAAGUGUUCAUAUGAAGUAGCAUUUGCCUCUCCAUCUCACGAUGUUGUCAUUCUGGAGCUGAUAGAAGAUACAAACUUACCGAAUCCAUUUCACCUAAAAACCAUUAACGCAGCAGCCACAAAUCUUCAUGUGAUUGGUCAUCCUGGUGGUAAAAAACUAGAGCAUGACCCAUCAUGCAAAAUCAUUAAGGACCAGAAAGAGUUAGAAAAUCUAGUGAAAGAGGGCAUAUCAUUCUUUACCAGUCGAGGUUACAGAGAGGACCAAGUUAAGGAAGAUUACAAGCCUUGUGUUCUGUCUCCAGACCGCCUCUUCUUCCAUUGUUCCAAGAGCAUAACUCAUGGCGCCUCUGGUUCACCACUCAUUGUCAUCAUCAAUGAAAAAGAGGCUCAAGUGAUUGGGAUGUUGCUUAGGGGACACCCCAAAUUCUACUACAACUAUGACAAACGAAACGGCGAUCGUCCCGAUCUGCUUGUAGAGUCAGGAAUCUCCAUGGAAAAAGUUCGUUCCCUGCUUGUUCAUCACUUUUUACUUGAUUUAGCCGCAGAUAUAUUCCCAGAGCAGUUCUAGAUUCAACAUCAACUGAGCUGCCUCAUGCAUAGCAUUAUAAGAGAACAAACUGAUAUGAAUUUUAAAAUACAGUUUUAUAUUAUGCAUGUUUUAAUUACCAGAGUUUGUGUUUAUGGAAGGAAGCAUUGUCUUGUGCCACGGUCCAGUGUCUCCAUAGCUCUCUCCUAGAUGUGAGUGGUAUUGGUGGUGGUUUGUGACCAUGGGAAGGAAGGCAAUACAUGCACAAUCAGUACACUACAAUGUAUUAUACAUGUGCAGUAAAACUUGUUUAGUACGAACAUGGAUAUAGCGACAUAUCGGAUAUAGCGAAGUUUUUUUGAGUCCCUGGAAAAAUUUUUAAAUUAUCUUUGCAAAAUUUUAAGGUUUUAACGAAUUUACGGAUAUAACGAACUGAUUUUGAGUUCCAUAAAGAUGAAUAAUGAUGAAAUUUAACACUUUUAUAGCAAAUUUCUUUACAGUUAAAAAAGUUUUCACUACUAUUUAACAUGAUAGUUUGGAUGAAUUUAUUUUCACAUAAAUUUCCAAUUUACGAUCCGAUCAUUAAAGGUAUAAAAAAAAAUGUACUUUCAUUCUAAGCCUCAAUUAGCAAAAACUGUAGUAUGGUGUAAGAAAACAUGCAUAUAGUGAAUUUGCUGUAUAGUUAUUAUUAAGAGUUCAUGAUAUGAAUAUAAUUAAUUAUGGAUAUAAUGAAGUAAAUCCACUGGUCCCUAGGACUUUGCUAUAUACUAGUUUUACGGCAUACAUUUGUCAAACCUGUGUUAAGAUUUUGAUGAUGACGUCCGUUAUAAAAUUUAAUCAAAUUUUGUUGAAAAUACAUGUGUACCUUUAACAUUGACCUUUUCUAUAUUUGAGGCAUUGUUGUUUAAUGAUAUAUAAUAUUUUUAUUAUCCAUUUUAUUUUACAAUAUCUAUAAAUAGAAGAGAAUGAAAAUAAUUAUUAAAAGUAACUUUUUAAGAAUUGUUUAUUUUUUGUAUGUUUAUUUUUUUGUGUUUAUGGAUUUUUAUUUUUUCAUGCUUAUUUUAUUUUUUUUGUUUGUUUAUGUUUUACAUUUAAAAUGCCCUUUCAAAAAAAAAAAAAAUUAGAUCUGUAUUAACAAACACAGUUUGUGUGAUAGAGAUAUGCAUUCCUGUUCCAUACUUGCGAACUUCAUCCUUCAUAAAUGUACACUGAUAUUUUUCUUGUGCCCCCUGUUAGUUCUGUUGUUUCAAUUAAUACUAUUGAAUGUAGAGUUUAAGAUCAAUUCUAUGUAAGAAUCAAAAUUCGGUGGCCACGCAUAGUCACGAAUUUUCUCCAUACUUGACAAUUUGAUAGACUUUGGUGAGAAAAAAAGCCUAACAACAUUUGUUUGUUGUUAUGUGGUCCCGUUGCCAUGGUAACCAAGGGUAAAGUUGUAAAAAUGACAUUUUAAUGCUUAUUUGAGAACAUAUUGUGAGUAAUGUGCAGAACUUGGAGUUUCCAGGGUAGAUUAUAUUAUUAAAAAUAGUUGUCAUUUUUCAAAAGAAAGAAAAAAAUUCAUGGAGAAACGCAUAUUUUUAGAGCGUUUCCAUGGUUACUUAACAGAAAUUUUAAAAUCUGUUUUCUUCAUCUAAUUUGAAUAAACAGUUGGAUUUUUUGGGAAACACUAUGAUGAUUGUGCAAUUAAAAAUUUAAAUAUGAAAAUUGAGAACCGUUGCUAUGGUAACAAGCUUAAAAAUAAGGAAAAUUAUAAUCAUUUUAGGCAUCUUUAAAUGGAUAUUAGUCACUUAUAAUGAAUAAUUAUAUAAAAUCAAAUGAUGAGAAAAAAUACAGUAUGUCCUCAACUUUAAUGGCACUUGAAAAAAAUCUUAAAUUUUCUAAAAAUAACUGCCGUUGCUAUGGACUUUUCAAAAAGUAAGAAUUUCUGUGUGAUUUUUUACGCAACUUAAUUUUCCUUAGCAACAACACCUCUCUGUUGCAUAACAAAGCUUUUUGUGGUGUAUAAUGAAAAUUUAGAUAUAUUUUUACAAGUUCCAACUAUAACAAUUGCAAAUACAAUCUAAACUCAGGAAUGAAAGCACAAUAAAAUCAUCUUCAAUUUCUCAGUUUUUCUUAAUUUUUGGCCUUGUUGCCAUAGCAACGGAUGUCAAUUUUCAUGAUAAAAUAUAUAUUGAAUGGAAAUUGAUAUGGAUGUAAAAAUUUAACAGUUUCCCUUUUCCGCUUAUUAAAAAACGGCAGAAAACUGAUUUCAAAAAUUUGUAACGGUUUCCAUGGUUACAUUUUAAAAGUAUUGGUUUCUCCAUAAAUUUUCUUAUAUAAUUAAAGACUUGAAAAUAGGACAAAGGUUGUUUUAUGUGUUUGAUAGUUUACAUUAGUGGGCAAAACCUUCUAAUAUGGCUUCAAAUUAAGUAAGUUUUGCUAUUUUCCCAUCUUUAGCCUCGAUUACCAUGGCAACGGUUACCCCCAGCAACCACUUUAUAAAGAUUUUUUACGUUUUACACCUAGGUGUGUACAUGUAUGAAAUAUAAGGAAAAUUGGUGACUAUGCGUGGCCAGACCCUUUAAUAAAUCAUUGAAUCUUACAUAGAAUUGAUCUUAAAUAACUUUGAUUUGUUUUAUAUGUAUAAUUAUUGCAUUUUCUGAAUGUUUAUAUACUUACUGUUUGUUUGAUUUUCAUUCAUAACUUACAUGUAACUUCAUUUUAUAUUUUGGGACACACAUUCUGUGGUAAUAUCAAGUGAUAUUAAGAUUCACUGUUUCAGAUUGUUUCAAAAUAGGCAGCAACAGCUAAACUAAUCUGUCUGUACAAACAUAUUUCAGUUCAUUGGAAUAUGUGUUCAUAACUCUAUAUAUGCAAUUGUUGCAAUAAGUUAAAGCUUAGUAAAAAAUUAUGCAUUUUAAACUAGGUACGUAUACAAAGAAAAUUUUUUGUGCAUAUUUUUAUAUUUUUCAUAGUAUGAGAGGAGAUGUAGAUAGAUGGCUCAGUCUUCGAGAUUUAAUCUGGAAGUGGUGUUAAAAACCAAUUCUAUUUUUGUAAAAGGUGAUAUUUCAUAACAAAAUAUUGCAUUAAAAUAAAUGAUAUCUAUAUAUGUAAUAAAGAAAUAUUUAUCCUAAAAUUUCUUUUUGCAUUUUUCUAAACAAUAUUUAAUUA
This is a messenger RNA of Magallana angulata, 5815 nucleotides long. RefSeq lists its product as uncharacterized. Gene Ontology annotation, biological process: protein deubiquitination. The transcript has 5 exons. The coding region runs from base 266 to 2710 and encodes 814 amino acids. NCBI's taxonomy places the organism in Eukaryota, Metazoa, Mollusca, Bivalvia, Ostreida, Ostreidae. Gene Ontology annotation, molecular function: cysteine-type deubiquitinase activity. The record is from RefSeq and is a predicted model, not a curated record.